CCCCACUUCAUCUUCUACCCGCGCCUCUACUCUAGGUUUUCCAGAUCUCCCAAAACCCUAGCGUUCUCCCCUGAAAAGUGAGAGGUUAAAGAGACAGCGCCGUAGCUGUCCGCCUUGACCGAGCCCUAAGCUUCGUUCUUGGCCCUCGAUUUUCCGCCCCACUAAUCCUCUCAUCUUUUCACUAACCCCCACCUUUAGGUUUCACCCAUCGUCAACAAUGGGCAAGCUCUCCAAGGCCGAGAAGAAGAUCAACUACGACGCCAAGCUCUGCAAGCUUCUCGAGGACUAUGGCCAGGUGCUCAUCGUCGCCGCCGAUAACGUCGGCUCCAAUCAGCUCCAGAACAUCCGCAAGGGUCUCCGCGGCGACUCCACUGUGCUCAUGGGGAAGAACACCAUGAUGAAGAGGUCCAUCAAGAUUCAUGCUGCCAAGACCGGUAACGAUGCUUACCUCAACCUCGUCCCCCUCCUUGUGGGUAAUGUUGGUUUGAUCUUCACCAAGGGUGAUUUGAAGGAAGUCAGUGAGGAGGUUGCUAAGUACAAGGUUGGAGCUCCUGCUCGUGUUGGUUUGGUUGCUCCUAUUGAUGUCGUUGUUCCUCCUGGCAACACUGGUCUCGACCCAUCCCAGACAUCUUUCUUCCAGGUGCUUAACAUUCCAACCAAGAUUAACAAGGGUACUGUGGAAAUCAUUACCCCUGUUGAACUUAUCAGGAAGGGUGACAAGGUGGGGUCUUCUGAGGCUGCCCUUCUUGCCAAGCUUGGGAUCAGGCCAUUCUCUUAUGGUCUUGUUGUCCAGAUGGUGUAUGACAAUGGAUCUGUCUUCAGCCCAGAGGUGCUUAAUCUUACUGAGGAUGAUCUUAUGAUUAAGUUUGCUUCUGGUGUCUCCAAUGUCACAGCAUUGGCACUGGCCAUUUCCUACCCAACAAUUGCAGCUGCACCACAUAUGUUCCUCAAUGCAUACAAGAAUGUGUUGGCAAUUGCUGUGGCUACUGAGUAUUCCUUCCCUCAAGCUGAUAAGGUCAAGGAGUAUCUCGAGGAUCCUUCCAAGUUUGCUGUUGCCGUGGCUGCUCCUGCCGCAGCUGCCGGUGGUGGGGCUGCCCCUGCUGCAGCUGCAGAGGAAGCGAAGAAGGAAGAGCCUGCUGAGGAGUCCGAUGAUGACAUGGGUUUCAGUUUGUUUGAUUAAGUAGUUAUGUUUAAGUAAUUACUGGUUAACAAGACUUUGACAAUGACGUUUGUAUUUUGUUCUGCGGGAAUUAUCAUUUCCUGAAUUAUGCUAUGAUUUUGAGAUUGUUAUGUUUUGGUAUUUGAGGAUUUAUUGGUAUUGUUCAUUAGUUUUA
Molecule: messenger RNA, 1334 nt
Organism: Rosa rugosa (rugosa rose)
Lineage: Eukaryota; Viridiplantae; Streptophyta; Magnoliopsida; Rosales; Rosaceae
Product: large ribosomal subunit protein uL10
Exons: 5
Coding region: 218-1180 (320 amino acids)
Biological process (GO): ribosome biogenesis; cytoplasmic translation; ribosomal large subunit assembly
Cellular component (GO): cytosolic large ribosomal subunit
Molecular function (GO): structural constituent of ribosome; large ribosomal subunit rRNA binding
Source: RefSeq, a predicted model, not a curated record